This is a messenger RNA of Mya arenaria, 873 nucleotides long. RefSeq lists its product as uncharacterized. Gene Ontology annotation, cellular component: nucleus. The record is from RefSeq and is a predicted model, not a curated record. The transcript has 3 exons. NCBI's taxonomy places the organism in Eukaryota, Metazoa, Mollusca, Bivalvia, Myida, Myidae. The coding region runs from base 1 to 756 and encodes 251 amino acids. Gene Ontology annotation, biological process: regulation of transcription by RNA polymerase II. Gene Ontology annotation, molecular function: RNA polymerase II cis-regulatory region sequence-specific DNA binding; DNA-binding transcription factor activity, RNA polymerase II-specific.
AUGCAGUAUAAACGUCAGAAUUCCAGAUUAAACAUUGACAUUACCAUGGAGGAAGAAAAACACGCACAAGUUGAUCCGUCAGUGGUACCAACCGUUGUUAGCUGCUUAUUUGGCAAUUCUGAUGGAUUUACUGACUAUUCAACGUCAGAUAAUGUUGGACAUUGCAGCACAAUAAACGCAAGUGACAUUAGAUCUGGUGCAAGUUCUGCCAAAAAUGUCGGGAAAUACGCAAUUGUAAAUUUUAAAGGUGCAUAUGGAUAUACAAAUACAAGUUCUACCGCUGACAUUAUUGUGUCAGAUUACGGAAGUGAUGACGUUGAUGACGUCAUGCGACGCGAGCUUCUAGAAAACGGAUUUACACCGUUUAUAAAAGAGGAACUAAAAUAUUCCAUUCAGACAAAACGGUUAAAAGAGGGAAAGCAGGAAUUGAAAGUGGAAUUUAGCCCCCCACCGGAAGAUGUGGUAUGUAUUUCAACUAAUUUCCCUUACACCGGAAGAGGCAGAGCGUGUGGUCAAACGGCGCGGCGCGUGCAGAACAGAAUGGCCGCGUGUCGCUUCCGGGACAAACAAAAAGACCGAGCCCAAACUUUGCAGAAGGAGUGUCAUCGACUAGAAAGCAUUCAGACGGAGUUAAAGUACGAACUGGCGCAGGUACGAAAGGAAAGGGACGAAUUCCGCCAGGCGUUUCAACAACACAUGGCCGUCUGCCCACUACAGUUUCCCGCGCAUAUCCAUGCGUCAACUUCGAACUCUUGACAACAUGUGAACACUGUCAACUAUUUUUAGAAACAGACUAAACUAUUGUGAUUUUAACAUUUUACCUCAAAGCAGCUGAUAUCAGAAACACGUUUUCAUGACUGUCCUUGAUUUUGC